Aspergillus candidus is the source of this 1919-nucleotide messenger RNA. Its product is annotated as putative cysteine synthase B. Bases 279 to 1919 code for a protein of 546 amino acids. NCBI's taxonomy places the organism in Eukaryota, Fungi, Ascomycota, Eurotiomycetes, Eurotiales, Aspergillaceae. The record is from RefSeq and is a predicted model, not a curated record. The transcript is spliced from 4 exons. Gene Ontology annotation, cellular component: cytoplasm. Gene Ontology annotation, molecular function: cysteine synthase activity; cystathionine beta-synthase activity.
CGGGCGUUUCGGGGUGCUCGCUGUGUCAAUAAUACGGAUUCGUGCUCUGGUGUGGAGGUUCUGCAGGAAGUAUAACUUGAUGGGAUUGCCCCUCCAUGCAUCUCUGCUUUUGUCUUUCUGUCUUUUUUCCCCUUCCUUGUUCUUUCCUCUUUUCUCUAUCUUGCAUGCAGCGGGGACUUAUGCUUUCUACUCUAUAUUGAUCCUCUUUAUUUUUAUUUGUUCAUUUGCUGUACCUUGCUUGCAUUUUACAGUCCCCGGCUCCCUGUCACCCCUGCAUCAUGUCCAACCAGAAUGAACUCAAUACAUACUUUGGGCCAGACGCCCUCAAAAAGUACUUUGAUCCCGAUUCCCAACCGCCUCUCCCGCUAGUGGAAAUUCCUGCACGGUUGAACCCUUUCUAUGAUUAUGGCGUGCGGAUAUACGCAAAGAUGAUGACCAUGCACCCGGCCAACAACGUCAAGGCCAUGCCCGCGAUGAACAUGUUACAGAAGCAGGUGGUGCCGGAUCAAACCCAGACCAUCAUCGAGUACAGCUCGGGGUCGACGGUCAUCUCCAUGUCGAUGAUCGCUCGCGUGAUGCACGGGAUCGAUGACACGCGCGCCUACCUAAGCAACAAGACCAGCGAGGCCAAGCUGCGCCUGAUGCAGUUCUUCGGACUUAACAUCAUGCUGUUCGGCGGGCCGUCGCAGCCCGAACCCUACGACGAGCGCGGCGGCAUCCAGAGUGCGCGUCGCAAGGCCAAGCAGUCGGAGGACAUCCUCAACCCCAACCAGUACGAGAACAACGACAACUGGCAGGCCCACAUCCGCUGGACUGGGCCCCAGAUCUUCAAGCAAUUGCCCGAGAUCAAUGUGCUCUGCGCCGGGAUGGGCACCUCGGGCACGAUGACUGGGCUCGGAACCUACUUUAAGGAGGCCAAGCCCUCGGUGUACCGUCUGGGUGUGUGCACCGCCGCGGGAGAUCGGGUCCCCGGUCCCCGGUCCUUUGCUCUGAUGAGGCCGGUCGAGUUCCCGUGGAAGGAGGCUGUCGACUCCAUCGAGGAAGUUAAUUCGCCGGACUCGUACUCGUGGUCGUUGGAUCUUUGCCGCGAGGGGAUCAUCUGCGGGCCCUCGUCCGGGUUUAACCUCAGGGGCCUCUUCCAGAUGCUGGAGAAGCGCAAGGCGGCGGGGACCUUGUCCGAGCUGGCGGGACCGGAUGGGCUCAUCCAUAGCGUGUUCCUGUGCUGCGAUCUGCCCUACCAGUAUAUCGACGAAUACUUCCAAAAGUUGGGUGAUGAGAAGUUCCACCCCAUUGUCAACGAGCAAUUGACAAAAGUGGACCUGUACCGAUAUGACGAGAGCUGGGAGCGCAGCCCGGUGGUGCUGUUCACGAAUUUCUACGAUACCCCCCAGGCCCUCCCGCAGGGGCUGCUGAACACCCUCGUGUUGCGCCCGCAAUGCUGCGUGUUAGACCUGCGAAAGGCAGUGGACUUCGGGUCAUGGCACCUCCCCGGGUCCAUCAACCUGUCCCUGCAGAGCCUGGAGUCGCCCCGUGCAAAGCCAUUCGCCGACCCGCGGGUGCUGGAGGCGCAGUGGCAGGAGCUCGACCAGCUGUUCCAGCCGGGCGACAUCGUCAGCACACUCAGUGAACAGCACGUGCUGGUGAUCUGCUACAAUGGUGACACCGCGCGGGUAGCUACCAGCGUAUUGCGAGCCAAGGGGAUCCAGGCGGAUAGUCUGCGUGGAGGCUACCAGGCACUGCGCGACCAUGGCCUGUGGGGAAAUACGACCCUCCCUCUCUUAAAGUCAAUGAUUGUGGUGAUGCUAUCCAGCAAGAUGCUCGAUGAUGGCCAUACAAUUCUUCCCCCCUUAGGCCCCUUCUUCUACGCCCCUCUCCCGUCCCCUCCCCAGGCUGCCCUGCCCCUUGACCCUGAUCGAUAA